This is a messenger RNA of Camelina sativa (false flax), 522 nucleotides long. RefSeq names its product major pollen allergen Ole e 10-like. Lineage: Eukaryota; Viridiplantae; Streptophyta; Magnoliopsida; Brassicales; Brassicaceae. The record is from RefSeq and is a predicted model, not a curated record.
GGAGGUUUCAGACGUCAAACAAAAUCAAACAUGGCUAAAGCACAAAUAUGUAUUUGUUUCAUCGUCUUCUUAUCUCUUUGGUCAGGAAAUUUCAUGGAAGUCAAGGCAGAUAGCCCCAGACAAUGGUGUGUUGCUAAACCUUCUACGGCUACCAAUAAACUUCAACAAAACAUAGACUACGCGUGUUCGAAAGUCGAUUGUAAGAUUAUAUCGGAAGGAGGUGCAUGUUAUUCUCCAAAUAGUCUCAUUAGUGCUGCUUCUGUUGCCAUGAAUCUUUACUACCAAACUCUAGGAAGAAAUUUCUGGAACUGCCAAUUCGAAGGCUCUGGUUUCAUUAGCGUAACUGAUCCUAGCUACGGAAAUUGCAUUUAUAAAUUUCAUACGUAAACAUAUGAAGCUUCGACUUUGUUGCAAGAAGAUAGAGGACCAGACUUGAAAUUCUGCAGUUAAUAAUUAUUUGAAGUUUUGAUGUUUCGAUUUUUCAAAUUUCAACAGCUAAAUGUUUGAGUCUAAAUGUCAUUG